Caenorhabditis briggsae is the source of this 222-nucleotide messenger RNA. Lineage: Eukaryota; Metazoa; Nematoda; Chromadorea; Rhabditida; Rhabditidae. Bases 1 to 222 code for a protein of 73 amino acids. The record is from RefSeq and is a predicted model, not a curated record. The transcript has a single exon.
AUGUAUGCGUUCUUCUUGAAACCACAGAUGUUGUCCUUCCCACCCUUUUACCCAAUUCUGUCCCAUUUCCAAAUCUUCAACAACUCCUUCUUCUUCUUCUCUAGAUUCUUCAACCCUUCCUCUUCUUUUCCACAAAAGUUUAAUCGUUCGGAAUCGUUGCACAUUUCCUGCCGCGAGCACACAGUGUAUCCUGUUUCGGAGCAAGACCUCUCAGUGAAAUAA